Molecule: messenger RNA, 1014 nt
Organism: Symbiodinium sp. CCMP2456
Lineage: Eukaryota; Dinophyceae; Suessiales; Symbiodiniaceae
Source: the annotation of a GenBank genome assembly
AUGUUCAUCUGGCAGCUUGUGGCUGUCCUUGCUGUUCGUGGCGCGGCAAAGUCUUUCUCCGGCCUCGAGACCAGCUACCGUUUCGCACAGCUGACGGAUGUUCACAUCGAGCCCUUCUACAACCCGGAGCGCGGCCAUUUGAAGGGUGGCGUCUGCCGCGUUCCUGAGGCUUUCAAUAAGUCCAGCUGUGUGCCCUUCAAGGUGGAGCCUGAAGCAGCGACCUACCCUUUGGGGAGGUUGAACUGUGAUCCUCCCUUCGCUUUGCUCCGAUCUGUGCUCGAGCACAUGGCGCACGUUGCUGAGACGGAGAAGCCUGACUUCGUGAUGUUCACAGGGGACAUCCCGAGCCAUCAGCUGUCAUGUCAGUUCCAUCAAGCACGUACAAUCGAGAUGGUCAUAGAGAUGAUGGCGGAGAAGUUGAAGAAAGUGGCACCUACAUGGUUUCCAGCCAUGGGUAACAAUGACUAUUUCCCAAACUACAACGUUUCUAUGGAGCCAAACAGCCCCUGGCAGCAGUUCGUGGCCUCCAUCUACGCACGCGAAGGAGUGCUCAGCGGUGAGCAGCUGAAGACCUUUGCAGCGGGAGGCUACUACUCCGCCUCCCCUCGCCCCGGACUGAAGGUGAUUGUGCUCAACACAGUGGUUUGGAGCCAGAAGGUUCUGGAUUGGAAUGCUGCUCCGAAGAAGCAUGUGCAUCAUCAUCAGGACGUCUCUGAGGCGAACCUCUACCAUGGCCCGGAUGCUCCCCUUGACGGUUCGGACACCAGCGGCUGGGUAUGGGAUGAGGACGUGGCGAGCAAGAAGAUCUUCGUUGAUUGCGACGCGCGUCCCGCUGACCCGUACGGGCAGCUUGCCUGGGCGCGACAGGAGCUCCUAGAAGCGCGUAGCUCGGGACAGCGCGUCAUCGUCGCAGGGCACGUGCCGCCCGGGAACAAGGUUGGAAGCAACAACUUCUGCCAACAGCAUCUGGAUGACUUCAAACGCCUCACGCAGGACUUUGCAGACAUCAUCGAG